This is a messenger RNA of Danio rerio (zebrafish), 5111 nucleotides long. NCBI's taxonomy places the organism in Eukaryota, Metazoa, Chordata, Actinopteri, Cypriniformes, Danionidae. The record is from RefSeq and is a predicted model, not a curated record.
GAGAGAGAGAGAGAGAGAGAGAGAGAGAGAGAGAAAUGCGAAGGCAAGGGGGAGGUGGAGCGCUUGUAUGAGCUGUGCUGCUGAACAGAGAGGCAGCAUUUGUGUGUUUACCGGUUCAGGAUCACUCAUGCCGGCUCUCGGAUAUGAAAGCUUUCUGGAUCUGAUCUACAGCAUGUUUAUUUUCAGAAUGACUGAAUUGACAUCUUCAAAUUUAGAUGCUUUUCAAGAUUUUUAGGUCAGAUCCUUGGAGCCCUUCUUGUUUCCUCUUGAGGGAUGUAACAUUAAACGGACUGUAAGCAAAGACAUAAAGGGGCUGAGUGACCCAAGAGUUGCUUUCACCUGAGGGAGGACCACCACCCCCUCGUUCCCAUUAUCCCUUGAGCCCCCAGUCUGUAGCUGCCAUGGCACCACGCAAACGUGGAGGUGGAGGUCAUGGCGCGUCCUUUUUCUUCUGCUGCUUCCAGAGCAGCGAUCACCCGGAGAUCACCUACCGUCUUCGGGAGGACUUCGCCCUGCAGACUAUGGAGCCCGCGCUGCCCAUUCCCAGCUACGAUGAGCUGGAUGCCAUGUUCUCUGAGCUGGUGGAUGAGCUGGACCUCACAGAGAAGCACAGAGAGGCCAUGUUUGCCUUACCCGCAGAAAAGAAAUGGCAGAUUUACUGCAGCAAGAAGAAGGAACAAGAGGAGAAUAAAGGUGCUACUAGCUGGCCGGAGUUCUACAUCGACCAGCUUAAUUCAAUGGCAGCUAGGAAGACUCUGUUGGCCUUGGAGAAGGAAGAAGAGGAGGAACGCAACAAGACCAUUGAAAGCCUUAAAACGGCACUGCGAACACAACCCAUGAGGUUUGUGACACGGUUCAUCGAUCUGGAUGGCCUGACAUGCAUCCUGAACUUCCUGAAGAGCAUGGACUACGAGACCACCGAGUCUCAGAUCCACACGUCUCUCAUCGGCUGCAUCAAAGCGCUGAUGAACAACUCUCAGGGCCGCGCUCACGUCCUGUCCCACACAGAGAGCAUCAACAUCAUCGCCCAGAGCCUCGCCACCGACAACAUCAAGACCAAAGUGGCCGUGCUGGAGAUCAUGGGCGCGGUGUGUCUGGUACCCGGCGGACACAAGAAGAUCCUCGAGGCCAUGCUGCACUACCAGAAGUUCGCCUGCGAGCGCACACGAUUUCAGACGUUGCUGAAUGAUCUGGACAAGAGUACAGGGCGGUACAGGGACGAGGUCAGCCUGAAAACGGCCAUCAUGUCCUUCAUUAAUGCUGUGUUAAGCCAAGGAGCUGGUGAAUCCAGUCUUGAGUUCCGGGUACAUUUGCGAUACGAGUUCCUCAUGUUGGGGAUUCAGCCCAUCAUCGACAAACUUAGGUCACAUGAAAACUCCACUUUAGACAGGCAUUUGGAUUACUUUGAGAUGCUGAGAAAUGAUGAUGAGCUCACGUUAUCCAGACGCUUUGAGGCUAUCCACAUAGACACGAAGAGUGCGACGCAGGUGUUUGAGCUUGUGAGGAAGAAACUGGCGCACACAGACGCAUAUCCACACUUCAUGUCUGUCCUUCAUCACUGCCUGCUCAUGCCUCAUAAGAGGAGCGGGAACACAGUGCAGUACUGGCUGCUUCUGGACCGUAUCGUUCAACAGAUGGUCCUGCAGAAUGACAAAGGUCACGAUCCCGAUGCCACGCCGUUAGAAAACUUCAACGUCAAGAAUGUGGUUCGAAUGCUUGUCAAUGAAAAUGAGGUGAAACAGUGGAAGGAGCAGGCGGAGAAAAUGCGAAAAGACCACCAUGAGCUUCAACAGAAAAUGGAGAAGAAGGAGCGAGAGUGUGACGCCAAAACACAGGAGAAGGAGGAGAUGAUGCAGACCCUCAACAAGAUGAAAGAGAAGUUAGAAAGAGAAAUGGGGGAACAUAAACUCGUCAAGCAGCAAGUGGCAGAAAUGACCACCAGACUACAUGAGCUCAGCACGAGACAGAUAGCAAGUGUUCCUGGAGGUCCUCCUGUCUCUGGUCCUCUAGGUGGACCUCUGCUUCCUCCACCUCCUCCACCUCCACCAGGCGGCAUGAUGCCUCCUCCACCGCCUCCUCCACCGUGUGGCGCUAUGAUGCCUCCACCUCCUCCACCACCCCCCGGUGGCCCUCCGCCUCCCCCUGGACGCCCUCCAUUCGGCAGUGCUCCUCCUCCUCCAGGAGCUCCAAUAGGUCCAUCCCUGAAGAAGAAGAACAUUCCUCAACCCUCAAACCCUCUCAAGUCCUUCAACUGGGCCAAACUGUCCGAGAACAAACUUGAAGGCACAGUCUGGGCAGACGUUGAUGAUGGCAGAGUUUUCAAAAUCCUGGAUUUAGAGGACAUCGAGAAGACCUUCUCUGCCUACCAGAGGCAACAGGACUUCUUUAUGGUCAAUAACAACAAGCAGAAAGAGACUGAGGACGAUACGUUGAGCUCCAAGAAAGUCAAAGAGCUUUCAGUCAUCGAUGGCCGACGGGCUCAGAACUGCAACAUCCUUCUGUCACGAUUGAAACUUUCCAACGAGGAAAUAAAGAGAGCCAUUCUGACUAUGGAUGAACAGGAAGAUCUGCCCAAGGACAUGUUGGAGCAGAUGCUGAAGUUUGUCCCAGAGAAGAGUGACGUGGACCUUCUAGAAGAGCACAAACAUGAGCUGGACCGCAUGGCGAAAGCAGACCGUUUCCUCUAUGAAAUGAGCAGAAUAAACCAUUACCAGCAGAGGUUACAGUCUUUGUACUUCAAGAAGAAGUUUGCUGAGAGGAUUGCAGAAAUUAAACCUAAAGUAGAAGCACUGACCAAAGCCUCAAAAGAGGUGCUGCACAGCAGAAAUUUCAAGCAGUUGCUGGAGGUGGUGCUGGCGUUCGGAAACUACAUGAACAAAGGACAAAGAGGAAACGCAUACGGCUUCAAAAUCUCCUCACUCAACAAGAUUGCAGACACCAAGUCCAGCAUUGACAAGAAUAUCACUCUCCUGCACUACCUGAUCACCAUUCUGGAAAAGAAGUACUCCAAAGUCAUGCUCUUCCAAGAGGAGCUGAAGAACGUGCCGGAAGCUGCAAAAGUCAACAUGACUGAACUGGAGAAAGAGAUCAAUAACCUCCGCAGUGGCUUGAAGAGCGUAGAGAGUGAGUUGGACUUCCAGAAGAAGCGUCCUCAGGAGUACGGGGAUAAGUUUGUGUCUGUGGUCAGUCAGUUCAUCACAGUGGCCAGUUUCAGCUUCUCUGAUGUGGAGGACUCCCUCUGUGAGGCCAAAGAGCUGUUCAUCAAGACAGUCAAGCACUUCGGUGAGGACGCUGAUAAGAUGCAGCCUGAUGAGUUCUUUGGGAUUUUCGACCAGUUCUUGCAAUCCUUUGCAGAGGCUCGUCAAGAGAACGAGAACAUACGCCGGCGCAAAGAGGAGGAGGAGCGCAGGGCACGAAUGGAGGCUCAGCUAAAGGAGCAGAGAGAGAAAGAGAGGAAGGCCCGGAAAGCCAAAGAGAACGGAGAGGACGACGGCGGCGAGUUUGACGAUCUUGUUUCGGCUUUACGUUCUGGAGAGGUUUUCGACAAAGACCUGUCGAAGAUGAAGCGCAACCGCAAACGCAUCAACAGCCAGACGUCAGACAGCGGCAGAGAGCGUCCCAUUACCAAGCUCAACUUCUAAAACCACUGAGACGCAUUUCACUACAACCAAACAACCUCCCUGCAGUGGCGAAUGUCUGGAGAACAUCUCCGAUUGAAAAUACGUAAAUAAAUAAAUAAACACAAUCCCGGGUAGCGGAGGUAAGCAUGUCUACCCGAAAACGAUAAUAAAAAAACUGAAAGCAGAGAGAAAAAAGACUCUCAGGAUUUAAGAAUACGGCUGCCAAAUGAACUUAAUUUAAUGAUUCAUUUCGUCAUGAGUGCUGGAGCACCAGGACUUUUAUUUUUUAUCGGAGACUGAGACAAAUGAGAGUUUGCUGUUCGGAUAUGAGUCGGAAUCUUGUGUUCAUUUGCCUGCAAAUAUCUCAUCAAUCUCUUACUGUAACAAAAACAAACGGCCAAAAGUGAUAGCAACUGUUGGCAUGCUUAACCCUUCAUUUCUGACUGAUUCAAGACGAAUAAACGAAUGCUUAUUUAAGGAAGUGUAAUGACAAGCUUCUGUACAUAUGUCACUGAAAAGCUGUAUAGUGACUGAGGGGUUUGUUCAUUUUUUAAAUAAUACACAUAGAGUGUUUUAAACACCCGCUUCGAAUGUUAUCUCUCGAUUGAAUGGGCGUCAGUGGUUUUCCGGUAAUACAUAUGGGCCAGUAGGAGCCUUCUGCGCCUACUGGUAGGCUAAUCAGCAAUACUAAUAGAGAAGACUCCAGAUCUGUUUUUACAUUACUGUGGGUUUAAGGUUGAGGUAGAGGUAGUAGAUGUUCAUGUAAUACAAUUAAUGGGAAAGUUAAUAAAUAUUAUAUUAUUUAUCAUUUUUAAAUAUAAUAAUAAUAAUUAUUGUUAACUUAUGUAAUCUAUAGCUGAUUAACCAUGUAGAUGGAUGGUAACAGCCUUCCGAGCCUACCAGUAGGCGCAGAAAGCCCCUACUGCCCCAUAUCUAUCAGCUGAUAACCACUGACACCCAUUCAAUUGAGUGAUAGCAUUCAAAUAGGCUGGUUUUUAAGGAAUAAUACUGACUUCAAUAACCAGGGCUGCGGGUUGCUUAUUUCAGAAAGACGACUGCAUUGUGAUAUCCGGUACAGUUCAACUGAGAAUGAUUGUUUGUUUGUUUUUUAAAGGUUUGUUUUUAGGGGCUUCUGGUGCCCAUGUUGUCUUAAACACUGUGGAUGGUCAUUGUACAGACUCUAUGCAGUUUCUGAUGUCAAGUGUUGGUCUCUCUGUCUGAGGACUUUUCAUGUGAAAUGUGGUUAUAUAUAAAUAUUUAAAAUGAUCUGUAAGUUAACUGGAUCAAGGCAAUACUUUUCUUUCUUUGCAGUCUUCCCUCCUCUCUGGAGUCUCUCUUGGCUUUUUUUAAAUGAGCAGCCUAGUUGGAUGGUGUGAAAGAGUUUCCUUUUCGGUGUAAGAUACCUCCGUUGGACUUUUAUAAUUUAAGGAAAACACAGCCUUCCAUUGUAGGAUGAAUCAUGAGAGAAUAAAUGGAAGAAUCUGAAAAGAA